This is a messenger RNA of Pleuronectes platessa (European plaice), 500 nucleotides long. Its product is annotated as macrophage mannose receptor 1-like. The record is from RefSeq and is a predicted model, not a curated record. NCBI's taxonomy places the organism in Eukaryota, Metazoa, Chordata, Actinopteri, Pleuronectiformes, Pleuronectidae. The coding region runs from base 63 to 500 and encodes 145 amino acids. The transcript has 4 exons.
ACCAACCUUGUGUGUACCUGGACUUGGAUGGAAAAUGGAGGUCUGCUUUUUGCGAUCAGACCAUGAACAGUGUGUGUAUUCAGUCUACAGAUGUGGCACCAACAGAAUCAACCAAGUUCCCCGGAGUUUGCCCGGAAGAGAGUGUACAGUACCACCAGAGCUUUUCCUGGCUGCCAUUCAGGGGCUACUGUUAUUUGUUUGUCACAGAGGAGAGUGAAUGGGCAAAUGCAGCUAGCAGUUGUGUACGGCAUGGUGGAGUGCUGGCUAGCAUUGAAGAUCCCUCUGAGCAACAGUUCCUCAAAAGCAACGUGGAAAUAUUUCUAGACAGCCACAGCUCGUUCUGGAUCGGCCUGUAUAAAACUCAUAAAGGGACAUGGUUGUGGUUGGAUAAAACCAUCAUGGACUACACCAACUGGGCUGAAGCUGAGCCCGAUUCGGAAUUUGGAAGUAUCGGAACCUCAGGUGGGACUUGGCGAUCAGGUCGCAGAUGGCAUGAUUGA